This is a messenger RNA of Colletotrichum truncatum, 1143 nucleotides long. RefSeq lists its product as uncharacterized. The record is from RefSeq and is a predicted model, not a curated record. Lineage: Eukaryota; Fungi; Ascomycota; Sordariomycetes; Glomerellales; Glomerellaceae.
AUGGACGAUCCCAACCGCCGUAGGAGGCAGAAUGAAGCGCCCAUGCAUCCCACCUCCAACCCAAGAUACAACAUUCAGGAUCCCUUACAGCAGCGCCGCUCCAUGGCUACAGGUUCGACUGAGCGAUACAAUCGACCGGCACCCCUCAACACUUCGCCCUCACAAGCUCGGGGCAUGGGAAGCACGGGUAGCUACAGCACGUACAACUAUCAGGAACCGGUAGCAGGAUCUUUCAACACACCCAUGGCGACGAACACGAUGCAUUAUCCUUCGGGAUAUGGCCAGGACGGCCGUCCGGCAGCGCAAAAUUUUGGUGGAUAUAAUGCGGCCAUGACGAUGGGUUAUGACAAUUUGACUGGCGCUACAGGCUCCGUUUACGACAGCCAGCCUCAGUUCCCACGGCAGCCUGCAGCUGCACCGAUCUUACCGACAGACGUGUCGACUUCCUAUUUUCCAAACGACCCAAGCAGCAGCACCGGAGCCUCCAAUCUUCCUCAUGCCCAACCCGCCAGCGCGACUGCGACCGCUUAUCAACAGCCGCAGAUGGCGAACUACCAGGCCAAUAUCUCCAACGUGGGCGGAAUGCCGCAGCAGACAUCAAGCGCCGACGUUUCGAUGGAAGAGCAGGAUUAUUCGACAACGGGUGGCUUGGAGGAGAAGUGGAUGGAGUACCAGUCUGCGUUGCGUGGAGUUUUCCAAAAUGUCCGCAACGGCGUGCUCGAGAGCGCAAGCCAGUCCCUUUUGGACGUCUCUAACUGGCUUUUGUCACAAGUAGUGGAUCUUGGGCUAAACCUCGACGACCAAAAUUUGCAUGGAGACCGGAUUAAGCUAUGGAACGACUUCAAUCACGCGUGGCUCGCACUUUUACAAAUGCAGAAAGAUUUGAUGGAACCUGGACGACAACUACAGCGAUCACAGACCUUGGUCAGUAAGGAGGGCCUAGAAAAAAUGGGCAAAGAGCUGGUGCGACUCUGUGAUGGCAUUGAGCGUCACGGGUUGGUUGAUUAUCAGUACGGCGUUUGGGAGCAGCAGAUCAUUGAGAUUCUCGAAGCAUGCCUUGAUCUUUACGAGGCGAACGAGGAAUCUAGCGGGAACGGCGGCGGAAAUCAGGCAGCAUCUGGCUCUCACCAUGGUAGCAGAUAA